UUUUACGUCCAAAAUUUGUUUAUCAUUGUUCUAUAAUUUGAACACUUUUCUCCUCCAAUCAAAAUAAUUAACUUUUUAAUAUAAAAAGAAUCAAUUUUAGUGGGUGCAUUGUUAUUCGAUUCACUUUUGUCGUCGUCAUUGUCUUCGUCGUCUUCGUUGUUUUGUUCGGUUCUUCAGUUUUGCUUUGUCGGUUGUUUUUUAGAUUCUGAGUCAUUUCAUCAGAUUCUUGGUCAAUCUCGUACCUGUGUCUGACCCAAAAAAAAAUAAUUCUAAAGAGGCUUCAGCAACAUGGGAAAACGUAGAGUUCAGCGGAAGAAUUCGGCGAAGUUAGAUAGUGACGAUGAUAAUUGUAGUGUAAUUUCAUCAUCGACCGUUCGUUCCGAUCAAAUACCCCUUUCCGGUGCCGAAGGGGCAGUGUUCUAUAAGGAUAUUUUACUUGAUGAAGCAGUCGACGCUUUAUUCGAGAAGAGGGGUUCGACUAGAGAGAAGGCUUUGGAAGUGAUUAAUGCAGCAUUUAGUUUCAACUUGCAGAACCAAUUUGUGGAGAAUAAAUUUGCUACAAUACUUCAUCAGUGUCUGAAUUGUAUCAAGAAAGGGUCCAGCAAAGAGAUAGCUUUAGCAUCACGUUCUGUUGGUUUGUUGGCUUUAACUGUCGGUCCGGGAGAUAAUGCACACAAAAUAUUGAAAGAAUCGAUCGAUCCUCUUUCACAGGCUUUUAAAUCCUGCUCAGAAUCUUCUAAGAUCAUUUCGUUACUCAAUUGCCUGGCGGUCAUCACUUUUGUUGGGGGGAAUGAUCCUGAGGAAAUAGAAAAUUCAAUGCAAAUUAUGCAGCAAUUAGUUCACCCGAAAUUAAGUUCUAAUGUUAUUACUGUCAAACCAACUGCUGCUGUAAUAACAGCGGCUGUGUCUGCCUGGUCAUUUCUCUUGACAACCAUGGAUGGAUGGAGACUCAGUCCUAAACAGUGGCAAGAAUCAGUUACAUAUUUGUCUAGUUUGCUAGAUAAAGAUGACCGAUCGGUGCGAAUUGCUGCUGGUGAAGCACUGGCAUUGAUUUUUGAGAGAGGAAGCUUAGAGAAGUUUGCAUGUGAAGCUAAAGGUUCAUGUGAUGGUUCAGCUUCAGAAGGAAAUAAAUCAAAAGGAUUCUCACAUAUGCAUGGAUUGAAGGAAAAAAUUCUGAAUCAAGUCCGUGACCUCUCUGUGGAAGCUGGUGGUAAAGGUUCUUCCAAGAAAGAUCUUAAUAACCAGAGGAGUUUGUUUAAGGAUGUUUUGGAGUUCCUUGAGUAUGAUUUUUCUCCCGAGACAUCGAUGAAGAUCGGUGAGGAUACACUUCAUACAUCAACAUGGUCUAAGUUGAUUCAGUUGAACUUUUUGAAGCGCUUUCUCGGUGGAGGUUUCACUAAUCACGCUCAGAAUAAUGAAUUCGUUCAAGAUGUUUUUAGGUUCACACCGAAAAGACAGAAUCUUGUAGCCGAUGAACAUAUAUCCAACUUUGGAAAGAGAAUAUACAAAUCACCGAAUUCAGUUGUCAACAAGGCAAGAACUCAGCAAUUAAACAAGCAACGAAUGCUAUCCGAGGGUAGAAACUUCGGGCACUUUGCCAUCUGUGUAGGUUAUGAAGAUUUCUGAACUUGGCCUGUCCUGCUGCCUUUUGUUAGUUAUCAUACAUUGAUUUUGUAGAAAUCAAAAUUGUACAACUAACAAUCCGGCAGCCGUUUUGGGGUUACAUUGGAGAGUGCUGUUCUAGUUGGAU
This is a messenger RNA of Hibiscus syriacus, 1750 nucleotides long. RefSeq names its product interferon-related developmental regulator 1-like. The transcript is spliced from 13 exons. The coding region runs from base 289 to 1626 and encodes 445 amino acids. The record is from RefSeq and is a predicted model, not a curated record. NCBI's taxonomy places the organism in Eukaryota, Viridiplantae, Streptophyta, Magnoliopsida, Malvales, Malvaceae.